UGGUUUAACAGGCUUGUAGGAAUCAAGACAGACGGGUGCUUUAAAAACUGAAUCCUUCCUAGUGACCUAUUUGGUUUUACAAGCAGCUGCUGGGCCAGGCGUUCGUUUCAUUUGCCGAUUCCGGGAUUAAGCACCGCUUGGGAGAAUGGCCGUGGCUUGUUUCGCUUGAGAGCACACUUCUCUUGGCAACCACUACAAAGUCGCUGCCCGGAGCCUUUUCCAGCUCUCUGGUUGGUUUGUUAUUCCCACAGGAAGAUGGGAGGGGAGACGCGGAGGCACCGAUGACAGGCUCAGGAUCCAGCUGCCUAUCAAAAGUAGCAGCCUGGAGCGGACCAAAUCGGCUUUCAUCAAGGGAAGCUGUGUGCGUUGCGUAGGUCGUUUUCUUCUGAAAGGGAAAAGAGAUACGGAAGAGGGGAAAUAACGGAACGUCAGGGAGCAGGGGGCAAGGAGAGAGAAAGCAAGUAAUAUUUUGGGACAGCAACUGAUAAGAGCGAGGAAGAGGAAAGAGAGAAAAUAACUUAUUUGCGCUGUUCUUUCGGCUCUUCGUCAGAAAUAAAGAAAGGUGAGGGCAAUGCGCUAGAAAGAGCGGGGAUCUAAAGCAGAGGAGACGACAACAUUAAACACCCGGGGAAGCAACUUCUCCCCAGCCGCUCUGUGUGUUAGCCGGGGUGAAGGCAGCCAGCAGUGGGCCAGAGUGAGGCUUCUGCUCCGUCGGGUCGUGCCAGGGAGGAGGCCAUGCUGGGGGGGAAGCGGGCGGCGUCCUCCGACUCUCAGCGCGAGAGGGGGGGGCUGGCGAGCCCGCUGUUCUGUCACGUGACGCCCAGGGAGCCCCUGAGGAAAAUCGCCUCUCAAAAUGGCGGCGGGUUUGUAUGCCGCACCUCGACUCCCGCCUACCAGGUCGGAGGCCGCCGCGGGGGGCGGCGAGAAGUGAGGUUUUCCGAGGAAGUGCUCGAACACUCGGCCGAAGGGAGCCCGCCGCGGCUGCACACGGUUGGGACGCCGGUCAGGAGGCAGAAGAGCAUGAGGGCAGCGGAGGAGGAGGAGGAGGAGUUGACGUUGACGAAGGAAGUGGAACUGAACGAGGAAGCGCCUCGGGCGGCGCCGUACAGCCUGCGGUCUGCCCAGUGGGACCCCCCAACGCCGUUCAGGAUGCCGAAGAGGGCAGAGGAUCCGCGGCCCCCACGAGACGACUCGGCUGGCUCCUCGGAAGAUGAACCUUCUCCAAUCAAAACUAGAAGCAAAACAACCAAUAAAAAAUCAAAUGGCCAAACACAAUUGCAGACAGGGAAUAAAAACAUCUUUGGAAUUGCAGAUGACUCUGAACUUGUUCGACCGUCUAUUAGAAGAAGUCCAAGGACAGGAUUUUCUUAUGACCAAGCCAGAGACUCUACAAUGAAUAAAUCAGAAUGUGAAGCAAGUGAAGAGGAAAGUGAGAGAAAAACUGGGAAUAGGCACGAUAAUUUUCAGACAACAAGCAAAUUCCAGCUAAUGGAAGAUUCGCAGUGUUUUGUUCAAAAACCACAAGGAUUUGAUCAGAAGACAGCUUUAAGGGCCAGAAUACGAACUCAUAUGCCAAAGAACCAUCCACAGGCUGCUCCCAAAAGUUUUACACAGUCUAAUUUGGGACACUCAUUUACAAGGAUUCUGCUUGUAGCAGUCUGUCUUGCUGCUGGUGGAUGGUAUGUGUUUCAGUAUGCUUCAUACCGUACUCUAGAAUAUGAGCAAGCCCUGCAAACUAUUGCCCUGCAAGCAUUUCAGAACCACAUGAAAGAGCUAAUGAGCAACUACCCAAGUCAAGACAAAAGGUUGUGGAAGAGAAUCCAAGCGCUCUUUGAGAAACGCCUCAACUCUUCUCAACCACAUAUGGAGCCAGCUAUUUUAUUGCUUACUGCUGCAAAAGAAGCUGAAGAUGCCCUCAAAUGUUUAAGCAACCAGCUUGCUGAUGCCUUCUCAUCCUCUCAGAGUGCUGCUACAAUAAAAAUUGAUGGGGCUAGCAAAGCCACUCUGGACAGUGAUGUUGUCAAACUCACUGUUGAUGAAGAGUUGAGCUCUGGGUUCGAGGGAGGCAGGAAGGUAGCAGUAGUGCAUCAGUUUGAGUCGCUGCCUGCAGGUUCCACCCUGAUAUUUUACAAGUACUGUGACCAUGAGAAUGCAGCAUUUAAGGAUGUUGCUCUAGUCUUAACUGUUCUCCUGGAUGAGGAGACUCUAGGAAAGGACCUCAGCCUAUUGGAAGUUGAGGAGAAAGUGAGGGAUUUCCUCUGGAAUAAGUUUACCAACUCAAACAUGCCACGUUCCUAUAACCACAUGGACACAGACAAGCUGAGUGGGCUGUGGAGCCGCAUAUCUCACUUGGUUUUGCCUGUGUGGCCUGAAAGUGUCCUCCCACAGGAAAACUGUUUACAGGUGAAAUAAUUUUUGAAAAAAGAGAAUGAAAACACGACACAGCAUGUACAUCUACUAAUAGCUGGCUAGGGCGGGUUCUUCCAGUUUGGUAGUCAGAACUGCCUCUUAAAUGUGUGCUUCAGGAGUCAAAAUAGGAUUUGCUCCUUUGCAAAGAAGCUGGAAAUUCACAAGUUAACAACUUGUAGAGCAUAACAUAGCUCUGGUUAGUUGUCAGUCCUGUAAUUCUUACAGUUCAGGAUCUAGUAUGUGAGGAAAAACAAUGUUGCUAAGACCAUCUAGCUGCGUUUGAAGGUAGCUUAUGUGGCUGCAGAGUCUUUUCAGAAAAUACCACGAAUGGGAACAACAAGGCAAUGAAUAGAAAAAUCACAUGGUUUGCCUUUUUUGUUCUUGAAGCUAAUUAGAAUAAAAUGAAAAGUCAAAGCUGUGAGUAAGACUUCAUAUAUCAAAAAAACAACUGUCUUCCAUUCAUCAAGAUCUGUGACUAAGUCUCCUAUAAUUGCAGACUCCUGGGAGUUUCCGUGUAGCCAUGACCUAGGUCAGAUGUGAGGAACUUUUGGCCAUCCAGAUGUUGUCGAACGACAACUCCCAUCCAUCCUAACCAUUGACCAUGGUUGCUGGGAGUUGUAGUUCAGCAACAUCUGGAGGCCAAACUAGUGUCUGGUUUGACUGAAGUAAUGAUUCAGUUCAAAAUCUGUAGGCAGGAGUGGCAGACCUUGUCACCUCACACCGCACUCCUGUCCAGAUUCUAACUUUGGGAUUGGCUGCACAAUGCUAGUGCUUUUAAUCCAAAACUACAAGUCUCUUCAGUCUGUUGAUCCACUGCCAAAAUGGCCUGCCUUUUGUGUGCCCCAGGAGGAUGAGAUCCAGCCUUCCUAAGGACACAUAUUUGUACUUGUCCAACAAGAUGAAGGAACCACUGAUUUAGAUUAACCCCUGGUUCCAGUAAGCUUUAAGACUUUGAUUUGAAAAAGUGUUGGAUUGGUCUGCUUUAAAGUAAGUUCAUGGGUCCUUUCUUGAAAUAAUUACUCCUCUGAAAUUUAAGAAGAUUAAAUUUGAAAUAUUUUUAGAUAAGCACAGGUUUUAAUAGUAUUUCACAUAGGGCAGAGUGGAUUUAUUGCAGAAAUGCGAGACUGAAGGCUGCACUCCUUGUAUGGAUUUUUUCAUGAAGGUGGAGCUUUUCAUGUAAAAUCUUAACCUGACUAUGUGUACAGUGUGUGACCUACAUAUUUUGAAUGCCCCAUUCCAAACAGUCCUACAGUCCAGGGCGGGCCAAACAUCUUAAUCAUAUGUGAAUGUAUGUACUUGAAUGUGAAUUAUAAUACGCAAACCUCAGGACUUUGAUACUGGUUAUUAUAUCAUUGAGCCGCUUGGAUUUUACUGUGUUUGAGAAGCUUGUAAAACCUGCAUUUUGGAGAUAUGUUCUCAGAAAAUUACCUAUCUUGCUUUUUUAAGACUUCCCAAUGUGCUAUCCUUUGUCCUCAAGUGUAUCUGCAAUAAGUGUAUAAAAAAUGGAAACUACUGCUAUCUUUGGAAGCGCUAUGAAAGCUCCUUGCCAUGUUCAUAGAACUCCUUCUUUUUUAGUUUUUGCACACUGCCCAGCUACACAUUCCUUACUCGUGGUCAAAAAUGCUUUACUGGAUUAUAUUAAAACUGGCCUUCACACUUUUAAGAGAAGAUUCCUGGGCCCUAACACUUAAGACACUGGAGUGUGGAAGCCAAAACACAUGAGAAAUGUUAGCUUAUAUAUAUGAAGAAGGUCUUAGGAAAGUAUGUACUUCAUUUUUUCCAUAGUCUUACAAGGCAAAUACUUUUAAUAAUUAUGGUGAGUUACUUAUAAGAAACACAGACUGUUUGGAAAUGUGAACCUAUUUUAACUAUUAUGUUUUAGUUGUAAUAUUUCAUAUUUGUAUUCUGCCUUCCUUUUGGAACUAAGCUUGAAGCAUGGAAACAUCUGCUGGUAUGUUCUACUGAUUGACAGAGCAGGGGGAAAUGGGGCAGGUGCAGAGACACCAUAUCCUAUGCCCCUUAAUUUCCCUGACACACCCCAGGAACUGGCAUAGUUUAUUCCCGUCCAUUGCAGUCAGUUGCUCUUCCAGCAGAACGUCCUACCCCCAGUGUAAGGUAGGAUUGCUCUGUAUGUUGUUUGAAGCUCAUUAAAAGGUUGGAGGUUCCAAACCCACUGGUUCUAUAAUUUAGGAGCAACCGUAGCCGAGGCCACCAACUUGCCAGAAGAUGGAAGUAUCAGAAGAUAAUAGCUGUGCUAGAUCUUAAAGAGCAGGAAGGUAUGAGUGUAUAAAAGUGCUCCCCCAUCUAUUGUAGGCCCAGACUGUAAAGGGCUUUUAAGUGUAGGUACUAGAAUUUUGAUUCCCCCCCCCCUAGAACAGGAGCUGGGAACCAUUAGAGUUCAUGUCAACAACACCUCCCAAAAUGCCAUUCUGUAUGGUAGGUGAGCCCUUCUAAGCAAUGAGGUGGGAAGUGGAAUUUGUUCAACAUUUUGUACAAGCUGACUCAAUUUUAGGCAGUAUUCUCACCCUGCCCAAUAGCACCCUGCACCACAUCCUGUACUGUUUGGGAGAGCUCACCAAUGCCCCAGAAAGGCUUUUUCAGGGAGGAGGAGGAGGAGGAGGAGGGGAUGGGGAAAUCUUCCUUUCAUGAACUUAGGAUCUGCACCUAUACGUUCCGUGGUCCUGUAUAUAGUUUUGCUUAAAUAAUUAAAAAAAAUAGAUUUGUGCUUUUGUGAGCUACUUGGCUAUUCCUUAGAGCUUCUAUAAUUAUAAAAUAUUUCUUAUGCUCUAUUGGGGCAGUUUACAUAUUUUCAGAUUAAUGAGCAGACAAAAUAAAGAGUGGCAAUAGUGGCUGCUUUGCUUAGUAAGCGUAUACUUUACCUUUUGUGUAGGACUUUUUUGGCAGUGGGUACAGGAGCUUCAAGGCUACUACAGGUUGCACUGUUCAUGAAUUGAGCUUCAUUAACAAUCAACAAAUUGGGAUGCAACAUCUGUUAAUUCCUGCAGAUCAACAGUACAGGUUUAGAUGAGAGUACUGCCAACUUCUUACCAUGUAUGCCAGGGUACUUUUCAGUACUACCUUCAAGGUUAUUUUCACAUCAAGAGGAGGAGCUUUGCAGUGAGUUGUCUUGGUAUAUGAGCAGUGUUCCUACAACAGUUAGGUGUUAGCUAGUUUGUGCUUACUGCAGAUAAUGUUUUACAUCUGCAUUACCUUCCAUGCAAAGUUUGUUUGUUAUUCAUAAGCAAUAUCAUGUGGACAAUCAAAUUCCAUUUAAUAGAAUAGCUAGUGUUAAAACACCUGUUGCUUGCUGGUUUUCAACUUACAAAAAGACAUAGUACUAUGGUACUUUGAAGAACAUUUUGCUGUUAUGUCUCUAAAUAUUAAUUUUAGAGAGAGAGGGAUAGAAACAUACAUUAAUUGGAAAGCUGUCUGUUGUACAGAAGGCCAGUAUCUUAAUUAAUAAAAGCAGCUAUUCCAAAUUGAGGACUGAGUAAUACUUUGCAUUAAGUUCCCAUUUAAAAUAUCACAGUUCAAAGAAUAGCAUUAAAACUAUAGAAUUGGUGGAGGCUAGUAGGAGUAGAAAUUUUACUUUUCUAAAGGAAGAAUGCGUGCACAUUAUGUUCCCAGUUCUCAUUUUGCAGCUUCCUUCAGUUCUAUCAAAUUUCAAAACUUGAUAGUAGAAGAUGGGUUUUUGUGUGUACAAUACUCUUUCUGGCCUUAACAGGUGGAAGGAGGGAGGCCUUCCCAAAAUACCAGCAGGCUUCCUUUAAUGCUGUUCAUGGAUCUUCUUUGGUUUCAGCUGUAACACCCAGCUGCCUCUCACUAUUUUUAGGAGUGUGCAAGAGUGUUAUGGAGUGGAAAACUUUCCAUUGCCCCUGUCUUGUAGUCACAAUAAGGCUUCUUUACUUAUAGUCUAUCUCUGCUUCACUGCCGGGACCUACUAGUGUUUAGGUUACCCAGCUAUGAUUUACUUGCUUUGUAAGAUUGGUAGAAGUUCAGUGAAACAGCUUUAAAUGCAAGGUCACUUGGUUCUUCCUUCACUUGCCAUCAGUGCUUAUUUCCAGCAGGUAAAAACUUUACUGUGUUUCUAAAAUCUUACUAACUAUUGAAAAAGGUCACCAAAAAAGGCAUUUGGCUUUUCUACAAAUGAGCAGGGUUGUUUUGUCUGCUGCAGGCCUGCAGUUUUAAGUGGGAAAACACUGAAUGAAACAAAACCUUUGAAGUGGGAGUAUCUUUCUCAUUUGGUUUUAGUGGAGUUCUUUAAAUACUAAUUAGAGGGGAGGGAGUGUAAAUUGCUGUGAGUAGGAAAUGAUGGUGAAUUUUAAAAGGUGCUAGUUGAGGUGCCAUACAACAGUAUUACUAAUAAAUUAAGCAAGCCAUGGAAUGUUCAAGAAUGUAAUGAUACUCUACUAAUCUGAUUUAAACUUGGAAGGAUUAAGUGGUCUAUGACUGGAUUAGAAUGGGAAUAAUCAGUAUUUGCCAGUGAUUUUGUAUUGGUGUAUAUGCUUACAAGCAACUUGAGCACACCAAUCGUGUUACCAUUUUUAAAAAAUCCAUUCUAAACUACUAAGAUCUAGACUGUAUGCUAUGUAGGGAAAACCUUGCGUACUAGAGGCUUUGGCCACAAUUCUGCACUUAGCUACUUCGGUUCUGUGGAAAUCAAUGGAAUGGAUUUAUGCUUGUGUAGAUCAAGCCAAGGUUGUAUUACUGCUAAACAGUAGCUUGAUUCACAUCUAAUGACCAAAGCAUGUUUUAAUUGUCAUGGCAGUGCCUCUGUCUCAUGCAGUCAGAUACCCUUCCUCAUUUCUUGGUUGGGGAAGCCAUACAGUUUAUGGUUACAUUUGGUUUAGGAAAAUAAUGGUUUGCUUCCAAUCCAGAACUUUUAAUUUGAAAUAGAUUUCCAAUUCUAGGUUGGAGGAGAAAUAUGGCUUAUGCAAACUGUAGUGUCUCUACUUUGGAGCAAAAUUUUCCUUAAACCAGAAAAUGAGGGAGGGAGAUGCAACAUCCAAGCUGAAGAGUUGCAGUUGUGAUAGCCAAAGUAUGGUCCACCUAAAGCAGGUGUAAGCUGGCCCUACCAUUAGGCAGAGAGAGGCAGCUGCUUCAGGUAUAUGAUACUGGGUUUCAUGAUAGUAGCAAAUUCUUCUACGUUUUAUAAAAUUGUUGCAUUUUUACUGCAAAGGAGGGGGGAAAGUGCCUGUUGCAUUUUCUGCCUUAGCUGCAAAAAUAACUUUCUAUAUCGCCUACCAUGAUUUGUAUGUGUGUGAAGGGAUGCCCGAUUUGCAAAUUUACUGCUUCUAAGAGACAGUUUACAUUUUAUUGCAACAACAUAAGAUGUACUUCCUUGUUUAGUUCUAUGCUGCACCACUGGAAAAGAUGCAUUUUUCCUAUCAAGGAGCCAUGUCAUUUUGCCCCCCUGUGAGAUUCUGAAGGUACUUUUUAUUGUCAUGGGGAAGUGGCUGUCAAUAUUGUGUACUAAUAUGUGAACUAGGCCUACAGUGAUGACUAUUCAGCUCUUUUUAAAAAGGGUUUUGAAAGCUUUAUUUAAGACUUUAGAGGUUUAUAGAAAAAGGAACUAAUGUACACCUGUCAGCCUUUUGCAGUACUUGGUACAGUUAUGCAAGAUUGAUCAAUGUCACUGGAUUAUCAAUAAAGGUGUUGCUUAGAAAUGCA
This is a messenger RNA of Rhineura floridana, 8079 nucleotides long. RefSeq names its product torsin-1A-interacting protein 1-like. The transcript is spliced from 8 exons. Gene Ontology annotation, molecular function: ATPase activator activity. The coding region runs from base 736 to 2412 and encodes 558 amino acids. The record is from RefSeq and is a predicted model, not a curated record. Gene Ontology annotation, biological process: membrane organization. Lineage: Eukaryota; Metazoa; Chordata; Lepidosauria; Squamata; Rhineuridae. Gene Ontology annotation, cellular component: membrane.